Molecule: messenger RNA, 3852 nt
Organism: Puma concolor (puma)
Lineage: Eukaryota; Metazoa; Chordata; Mammalia; Carnivora; Felidae
Source: RefSeq, a predicted model, not a curated record
GGCUAAGGGACCAGGAGACCCGCUCCGUCACAAGCGAAGCGCUAGGAAGCCGGAGUCAUGACGGGCGAAGUACUUUCUGAGGUUCAUCUAGAAAUCAAUGAUCCAAAACUUAUCUCACAGGAAGAACCCGAUAGUCCUUCAGACAGUGGACAAGGCAGCUGUGGAACAAUUGUGCCCUUGAGUGAUGGAGAUUCAGAUGAAGAGAUAUUUGUGAGUAAGAAAUUGAAAAGCAGGAAGCUGCUACAAGACAGUGAUUCUGAAAGAGAGGACACAAAUGCUUUUCCAGAGAAAACUUACGACAGCGUUGAGGAGGAAAAUAAAGAGAACUUAUAUGCCAGAAAAAAUGGAAAAGUCAGAAGGAUUUACAAAACUCUGGCAGACAGUGCUGGAAGUGACAUUGAGGAGUCUUUGUAUCAGGAAAAUCUUGAAACCCAGGUGACGCCUUGCUUAGAGCUGAGUCUCCAAUCUGAAAACUCUGUGGACUUUACAGUUGACAGAAAGAUUUCCAAAAAACCCAAACAUGAUAAAGAAAGAAUGGAAGGAAAAGCAAAAGUAAAAUCAAAGAGAAGACUUGAGAAAGAGGAAAAAAAGAUGGAAAAAAUCAGGCGGCUAAAAAAGAAGGAAACAAAAAAUGAGGAAGAUGAUGUGAAACAGCCAUUUAAUGAUAGUGGCUGUCUUCUUGUGGAUAAAGACCUUUUUGAAACUGGAUUGGAGGAAGAAAAUAACUCUGCAUUAGAAGACGAAGAGUCAUUAGAAUCGAUAAGGGCAGCUGUGAAAAACAAAGUAAAAAAGCACAAGAAAAAAGAGCUGUCUUUGGAGAGUGGGGUCUAUUCAUUUGAAGAAGAAACUGAGUUAUCGAAAGGCACCAUACGGAAGGAACGGAAGGCAGCCAAAUUAAGUAAGGAAGCGUUAAAAAAACUGCACAGUGAAACUCAGCGCCUUAUUCGAGAAUCUGCACUUAAUCUUCCGUAUCAUAUGCCAGAGAAUAAAACCAUUCAUGAUUUCUUCAAACGUAAACCUCGACCCACUUGCCAGGGAAAUGCCAUGGCGCUACUGAAGUCAUCUAAGUAUCAGUCAAACCAUCACAAAGAAACCAUAGACACUGUAAAUACAAGUGAGAUGAAUAAUGGCCACCAUAACAAAGAUUCUGAGCAGACAGUGUGUGUGGGACAUGAACUGGAAAUUAACGCACUCCCUGCAGUUUCAAAGGAACCCCAGAUCACUACUGGAUCAGGGGAAUCUUGUAGUAAGGAUAUAAUGGGAAGUGAAGAGCUAGAAAUUCAGGAGAAACAGAAGCAGGGUGAUGGCAGACCUCCACCUGAGGACAGCUCAGUGGCACAUCAGGAAUCCAGCUUCCUCGGGAAUGAGGACAAUGAGGUGUGUCAGGCUGGAGGGCUUAUGGCACCUGAACCUCGUGCCCUGGAGGGAGAAGAAGGCCUGAAAAGAACAGAAGAAGCAGAUGAGAAGGUGGAAGAGCCCAGGCAGCAAACUAAAUCAGUAGCUGUGCCACUUGAAAAAGCAAGGAGGUUCACUCUGGAUAGACUUAAGCAACUGGGAGUAGAUGUUUCCAUUAAACCUCGGCUGGGUGCUGAUGAAGACUCCUUUGUGAUACUUGAAGAACCUGAAACCAACAGAGGUGAAAAGCUUCAGGUGCUGAAAGCUAAGCUGCAGGAAGCAAUGAAGCUCCGUAGGCUUGAGGAGCGCCGAAAGCGCCAAGCAUUAUUUAAGUUAGAUAAUGAAGAUGGAUUUGAAGAAGAGGAAGAGGAGGAAGAAAUGACAGAUGAGUCUGAGGAAGAUGGAGAAGAGGAGGAAGAAGGAGAUCUAGAGGAAGAAGAGGAAGAAGAAGGCAAUCAGGAGGUUGCAGAAUUCCUUCUCAGUAGUGAAGAAAUAGAAACCAAAGAUGAGAAAGAAAUGGAUAAAGAAAACAGUGAUGGCAGUAGUGAAAUUGGCAAGUCAGUUGGCCUUCUCUCUGUCCCCAAACCUCUGUCAUCUGAUUCUACCUUACUUCUAUUUAAGGACAACUCUUCCAAGAUGGGUUACUUUCCUAGUGAAGAAAAAUCAGAAACAGAUGAAAUCUCAGGCAAAAGGCCUAGCAAACUGGAUGAAGAUGAUUCAUGCUCAUUGCUAACAAAGGAGAGCAGCCACAAUAGCAGCUUUGAGCUGAUUGGCUCCACAAUUCCGUCCUAUCAGCCUUGCAACAGACAAACAGGCCGUGGGACCAGUUUUCUCCCCACAGCAGGAGGAUUCAGAUCUCCUUCCCCUGGGCUAUUUCGAGCCAGUUUGGUCAGCUCAGCUUCUAAGAGUUCAGGAAAGCUGUCUGAGCCUUCACUUCCCAUAGAGGAUUCCCAGGAUCUGUAUAACGCCUCCCCAGAGCCUAAGACACUUUUCCUGGGAGCAGGAGACUUCCAGUUCUGUUUAGAAGAUGACACUCAGAGCCAACUGUUGGAUGCAGAUGGGUUCUUAAAUGUUAGAAACCACAGGAAUCAGUACCAGUCUCUGAAGCCUCGAUUGCCAUUGGCCAGUAUGGAUGAGAAUGCCAUGGAUGCUAACAUGGACGAACUAUUGGAUCUGUGCACUGGAAAGUUCACAUCUCAAGCUGAAAAAACUCUGUCCAGGAAGAGCGACAAGAAAGAGAACCUGGAGGAACUUCUGAAUCUUUGUUCAGGAAAAUUCACUUCUCAGGAUGCCUCUACUCUGGCUCCAUCAGAGUUAAAUAAGCAAGAAAAGGAGAACAGUUUGGGUGAUCCCAUGGAAGAAGCCCUUGCUCUUUGCUCAGGCUCUUUCCCCACAGACAGGGAAGAAGAAGAAGAAGGGGAAGAGGAAGAAUUUGGAGACUUUCGGCUUAUCCCAAAUGAUAAUGAGUUUGAUAGCGAUGAGGAUGAACGCAGUAACUCUGAUAAUGAACAUCUGGCACUGGAAGACCAUGAAGAUGAUGAUGAAGAGCUCCUAAAACAGUCUGAGAAGUUGAAAAGGCAAAUGAGAUUGAAGAAAUACCUGGAGGACGAGGCAGAAGUGUCAGGGAGUGAUGUGGGAAGUGAAGAUGAGUAUGAUGGGGAAGAUAUUGAUGAAUAUGAACAGGAAGAAAUUGAUGAAGUACUUCCUUCUGAUGAGGAGCUGCAGAAUCAAAUCAAGAAAAUACACAUGAAAACGAUGUUGGAUGAUGAUAAGCGACAGCUACGUUUAUACCAGGAGAGGUACCUUGCUGAUGGGGAUCUGCACAGUGAUGGUCCUGGACGAAUGAGGAAAUUCCGAUGGAAAAACAUAGAUGAUGCUUCCCAGAUGGACUUGUUCCACAGAGACUCUGAUGAUGAUCAGAUUGAAGAGCAGCUUGAUGAGACAGAAGCCCAUUGGAGGAAGGAAAGAAUUGAAAGAGAGCAGUGGCUUCGAGACCAGGCACAGCAGGGGAAAAUUGCAGCUGAAGAAGAAGAAAUUGGGGAAGACAGUCAGUUUAUGAUGCUAGCCAAGAAAGUUACAGCCAAAGCACUACAGAAAAAUGCCAAUCGCACUGUGGUUAUUCAAGAACCAAAGUCUUUACUCAGAAAUCCUUUUGAAGCCAUCAGGCCAGAAAGUGCUCACCAGCUGAAGACAGGCUCACUGCUAAACCAGCCCAAAGCCGUGCUUCAGAAACUGGCUGCCCUCUCUGACCUCAACCCCAGUGCGCCCCGAAAUUUAAGAAACUUUGUCUUCCACACACUUUCUCCUGUUAAGGCUGAGGCAGCGAAGGAAUCAUCUAAGCCUCAGGUAAGGAGAAGGGGUCCAUCUUUAAUGACAUCCCCUUCACCUAAGCGCCUCAAAACAGAUGAUAGUACUUCAGGAUUGAAGCAAAGCAUCUUCAGAUACUUGGAAAGCUAA